Molecule: messenger RNA, 1606 nt
Organism: Cicer arietinum (chickpea)
Lineage: Eukaryota; Viridiplantae; Streptophyta; Magnoliopsida; Fabales; Fabaceae
Product: transcription factor JAMYB-like
Biological process (GO): regulation of DNA-templated transcription
Cellular component (GO): nucleus
Molecular function (GO): DNA-binding transcription factor activity; sequence-specific DNA binding
Source: RefSeq, a predicted model, not a curated record
AUAUUAACUCCACGCAUGACCCCAACAACUGAAACCGUCAAUCAACAAACAAAGCCAACUCUAACACGUUUCUUCACAGCCUCACUCAUGAGAGUUAUGAAAGAUGUGUCUACAAAACUCAACCAAUUAAACGAGACGGACCUAAGAAAGGGUCCAUGGACAUUAGAAGAGGACACCAUUCUCGUUAAUUACAUUACAACCCACGGUGAAGGUCAUUGGAAUACUGUCGCAUGCUGUGCAGGUCUGAGGAGAAGUGGGAAAAGUUGCAGAUUAAGGUGGCUAAACUAUCUGCGUCCCGAUGUGCGGCGUGGAAAUAUCACACUCCAAGAACAGAUAUUGAUUCUUGACCUCCACUCUCGUUGGGGCAAUAGGUGGUCGAAAAUUGCACAGCAUCUACCAGGAAGAACAGACAAUGAAAUAAAAAAUUAUUGGAGGACGAGAGUGAUGAAGCAAGCAAAGCAACUCAAAUGUGAUGUCAACAGUAAACAGUUCAGAGACAUAUUGCGUUACGUGUGGAUGCCCCGUUUGCUCGAACGGGUUCAAUCCGAUCCAAACGGACCCGAUGACAUUCUUCCCCGAAACGCUAUGCACAAUUCAGUUUUGGAAACAGAGGGGCCAAAACAGAACAACUCCUCAAGUGUACUCAGUAGUACUUCCUCAGACUCAUCGGUGGAAUUCCAAGUUCCUUCGAAAUUGGCCCAAAAUGAUUCUUUGGAGAUGUUGGGCCAUGAUGACCCGGCCCAAAAAGGCUCCGAAUUAUGUUCCAGUUUUAAUAACCAAGUGGGGAAUAAUGGUGGUGGCGGCGACUCAUUGGAGAGUUUGUGGAACGACGAAAGCAUGUGGUUUUUGCAACAACUCUCUGAUGAUCUCCAAAUAAAAUACAAUUCCUUUGCGUGACGCUUUAUUUAAUUCAUAGUAGUGUGAAAACGUUGAACAACCGUCCAAAAAUGUUUUGAUGACUUUGAUGUGUAAAUUGUGAAAUUGGUAUACGGCACUAAGUAGGUCAUAGGUAUAUUGUCGCAUUAGGGGAUGAAUUCAUAAGCUUGUUGCUACAAAAAUACAUGAAAAUUGCACGCGCUAAAGUCUUUAUUCCUUGAGCAAUUAUGGUAAGUUGAUUUGUGAUUAGUUUCAUUGUUAGUUUUUUCUCUACUUUUGACGUAAGUUAAUGUAGUGCUCUUUUACGUGGUAUUGGCUUGUGCUUCUACGCUUGUUAAAGCGUGUGAUUGCUCUGCUUUUAAACUAGGAAAAAUAGUUUGUGGAGAACAAGCGAGCAUGCGUUCCAUCAAUAAAUUUACACAGUUGGUUUUAAUUAACCCCCAAGACACUGGAAGUUUAGUGCUACAUGUCUGAGAUUGACAAGCUAUUUCCUUCGUUGGUUUCGUGCUCGCAAGUACUUGAGAAUUUCCAAGUGUAGAGGAGCUAGCACGUGAAACUUUAUCAAUUAUAAAUUGACAUAUAGCACAUGUAACACGGUGUCCUUGUGGACUUGUGGUGAUUCCUACUAUUAUUGAUUAAAUUUCAAUGUAUCUCACGAUAGAUUUGUAAAAAUCUCAGUGAAGCAUGUGGCCCUAAAUAUACGAAAGCAACGUGGGACUUUGAUUAGCUU